Wallemia ichthyophaga EXF-994 is the source of this 1713-nucleotide messenger RNA. RefSeq lists its product as uncharacterized. Gene Ontology annotation, biological process: carnitine metabolic process. The record is from RefSeq and is a predicted model, not a curated record. Bases 1 to 1713 code for a protein of 570 amino acids. Lineage: Eukaryota; Fungi; Basidiomycota; Wallemiomycetes; Wallemiales; Wallemiaceae. Gene Ontology annotation, molecular function: carnitine O-acetyltransferase activity. The transcript is spliced from 4 exons. Gene Ontology annotation, cellular component: mitochondrion; peroxisome.
AUGACAAAGAAAUUAUACGCGCAACAAUCUAAAUUACCUAGAUUACCCGUUCCAGCUUUAGAGGAGACUUUAGAAAAGUAUUUGGAAUCUGCAGAGCCAUUCCUCAAUGCAGAUGAGUUGAAGAGGUCAAAGCAGCUUGUUGACAACUUCAAAUCGGGCCAAGGGGUUACACUUCAACAGAGAUUGCUUGACAGAUCUACAAAGAAGGAGAAUUGGCUGAUUGAUUGGUGGAAUUCUCAAGGUUACUUGGAACCACGUGAUCCAGUUACUCCAUACUCUAAUUACUACUUUUAUCAUCGUCAUUUGAUUGGUAACAAUCAAUCAACUGUUGCUGCUUCACUUAUCAAAGCUACUCUUGCUUUUAAACAUCUCGUUGAUUCAGAACAGCUUGAACCUGAGAAUAUCAAAGGUACACCUUUAUGUACUGAAACUUAUCAAUUCUUAUUCAAUAGCUCACGCGUUCCACUCAAGAAUUCUGAUAAAGUUGUCAAAUUCGACCAAUCUAAUCAACACGUCGUUGUCUUAUCAAAUAACAGAUUCUUCAAGUUGGACGUUAAUAACUCUGAUAAUUUAGAAUCACAACUUGAUCACAUUAUAAAAAUCUCAUACGAUAGAACUGGUGAUGCUGUUGGUGCUCUCACCACCGAAAACAGAGACACUUGGUCAGAUGCACGUCAACACAUUCAAUCCCUCUCAAAUUCAAAUUCAAACUCACUCAAACAAAUCGAUUCUGCUGCUUUAAUUGUUGCUCUCGAUAGUUCUUCUCCUAUAAGCCGUGAUAAGGCUAGCUGGGGUGCUUGGGUUGGUGACGGCCGUAAUAGAUGGUUUGAUAAGCAUCAAAUAAUCGUUUACAAGAACGGUAAAUCAGCAUUCAACGCUGAACAUUCCACUAUGGACGGUAUGAUCACUCUUCGUCUUAAUGAGUUUAUUAUGGGCACUUUAGCUAGCAAGAAGAUUACGCUUGGUGAGAAGAGUUCUGUUAAGCAGUCCGAUGUUGAGGAAUUGCCAUUUGAACUUGAUUCAAAGGCACUUGAUUACAUCACCAACGCAGAGAAGCAUCACGACGCUAUAAUGGGUGCUCACACUAUGGAUGUAAUUCAAUACGAUGGCUACGGUGCUAAUCUCAUCAAAUCAAACAAGAUAUCUCCAGAUGCUUGGGUACAAAUGAUCAAACAACUCGCAUUCUGGAAGCUACGUGGACGUGCACCUGGGGUUUACGAGAGUUGCCAGACCCGCAAGUUCCUGUAUGGACGCACUGAAGUUAUUCGUCCAACUUCGAAUGAAAGUACAAAAUUUGUGCAUCUAAUGAGAGAUGUUAAUGCGAGUGAUGCCGAUCGCAUUAGCGCACUCCACGCAGCAGCAAAACGUCACCUGAAAUAUGCAGGAUGGGCAGCCAAUGGAGUAGCAGUAGAUAGACAUAUCUACGGUCUCAAAAAUUGCAUUGAGCAAGGUGAAGAUAUUCACCCCGCAUUGAAAGAUGCAGCAUUGGCGAGAUCGAGCAAGUGGGAAUUGAGUACAUCACAACUCAGCUCACCACUAUUCGAUGGCUGGGGAUUCAGUGAAGUUACUCCGGAUGGAUUUGGUUUGGGUUACGCCAUUCAGGACAAGUCGAUAAGGUGGACCAUCACGUGCACUAACGGAGAAGGCAAGGAGCUUGGCCACUGCCUUACAGAGUCUGCCAAUGAAAUGAGAGAUUUAAUGGAGAAAGCUUAA